UGUUAUAUAGUUAUUUGGGGGUGGUACAGGAUUUGGCAAUCGGCAAAUUUGGGGGUGAGCUGCUAAUAGUUUUUUCGUUUAAAACGCAUAAGGUGCUUGAAGCAGGAAAAAGGGAAACCGAAACGAUCGUAGGGGUCGGUCGCAGAGUUCGCCAUCCCACAUGGGUAGGUUACACAUUGACUUUUACUGAGUGCUUAGACAUGUUGUCCCCAAUACCAUUGUAUUUCACUAUGCACUCUCAGACCUGGCUAUAUACCAGUUCUGGGCUAUAUUACUAGCUAAUCUUGACACAUUAUUAUGCAGCAUUUGUAUGGAUAGCCCACAGUGGCUAAACUGUAUUAUUCCAUAGAUUGCUAUAUAUAGGGUGUGGACAUUUUCUAUGUACUCAUUUGUAUGUAUUGUUCUUACUCUGCGCCAGAUAUUUUUGUGUUGGAUUUCCAUUGCAAUACUUAACUUUUUUUGCAUCUAUAUGUUUUUUAUGUAAAACAUUUUCAAUAAAGAUUUAUACGUUUAUACUUAAGGUGGUGUUAUGACUCCAAUUUCUCUGUAUACAGGAAAAUGCAAUUUGCAGCAUGGAGAAGAGUUGCAAUAUUUAAUUCACGUGCCCGAUACUGUAAUUCAUAGUGGAUUUUAACCAAAUCUGCAGGUAAAAUCCUCAGCAUUUUUGGGUAUGUGAACGUAGCCUUAUUACUGUGUCUAUCUAUUUUUCUUUCACGAUAUAAUUACAAUGACCUAUGACAGCUUUAUCCAGGAUGUGUGCCUAGCUCUACAACAUCUGUUCUCAUUGAACAUGUGUGACUGGCACACUUAAAAAAAGAGCAGCAUACUGCUCUGUCCAUGUUCUCAUCGGGAAGCAGUAUGAUUACAGUGAUGGGAAGCCCUUUCCCACGUUCUCCCACCUCAUUCUAAAGCUUGUCCCUAUUGUAUAACACACUCUCCACCUGCUCUGCUGGGAGCAGGGUAUUAUCCUCGGGCAAUUCACAGUCAAUUUACCAUGCUGUAAUAGAUGCCUCCUCUAUUGUCCUGCUGAAUGCAUGUAUUGGCUAUGUGAGUGUGGGAAAGUCUGACAAGUGAGGGACUCAUGCUUUUGUAUGCAUGCUCCGGGGUAUAAAUAGAGGAGCCCUGACUCUACAUCUCAGAUCACUUCUAGCUCAGCACUGAAAGCUCAGCAGCUCCUUGUACUCUUCUAAAUAUGGCACCCACCAGCAUGGCUAUGGAUAACUUCUCACUAAAGCAAAAGAACAAACUGAGAAAGCCCAUUGUGGAGAAGAUGCGCAGAGAUAGGAUUAAUAGCAGCAUCGAGCAACUCAAACGUCUAUUGGAAAAAGAGUUCCACAAGCAACAGCCCAACGUCAAGCUGGAGAAGGCUGAUAUAUUGGAGAUGGCCGUGAGCUACCUGCAACAACAAAAAGAACAACCACAGAGCAUUCCCGUUGAACAUCUACAGCAGGAUUACAACCAAGGCUAUUCCUGGUGUGUCAAAGAAGCUCUGCAGUUCCUAGGUCACCACCCAACCAGUGGAGAGACCCACAAGCAGUUGCUCAACCACUUAAAGGUUCCACAGAAUAAUCUUGCUUUCUCCUACCCAAGUGACCAGAAAAAAGCCACCGUUUCGAGUGCUCCAGCCAAGAUCUGGAGGCCUUGGUAAACUAGGGGACUUACAUAAGUAAUGGACUUCUGCUAGUAUGGAACCAUGUUCUACUAAAGUACGUUUGGAUACAACGGAAAAGAGGUCUUCAGCAUCCAAAAGAGACUAUUUCCUGAAGAGUGUUGUGUUAUCCCAAGGAUACCUAUGAAAAGUACUCAACUUUUUACUCAUUGAGGACAUUUUGUUGCCCUGCAACAUGUAUGAGGUUAUUAUAUCUAUAUGACCUUACAGAGCAGUUGAAGGCCUAGUGAAGUCGCUAGUCUUGCUCAUUCUACAAUGUAUAUCUUCUAAGAAGCUGUUGUGUUGGAAGGAAGGUUAUGGAGAAUGGUUUACGUUCUUAAGUGUUUCUCCUAUGAAGAGUUCUAUGACAUUUCUAGAAAUGUUGCUUUAGUGUUCCUUAUGGGACAACCAAAAAAAAAGUAAUUUUCGACUUCUAUGAAGUCUUGUGUAUUUGUUCUACAAAGGCUUUUGUAUAUAAGGCAACGUGAGGACUUCCAGCAUUGGGUUACUACAAAAUGCUGGUUCCUCAAGAUGUCUUAAGUCAUAGAUUGCCUUAUUAUGUCUGUAACUUUGUUUUAAGUGCCUAAGCAGCCAUACUGUAUUCUCCAAGAAGAAAGCUAUUGAGGUGAUAUUGUGUACCCCAAUGGGUUCUAUAGUCAGCGUGUUACGUGGAGAUGUCUCCACGGCAUUCUGAGGAUAAUGUAUCUUUUAUAAGGAUAACUCUUCCAAUAUGUGAUAAAGUAUAUCUCUAAGGAUUACUUGUCUGUUUACAUUGAAAACUAGGCUUUUUGUUCUAAAAAAGACUCUGUACAAAAUAUUUUUGUAUGGUAACUGCAAGUGUAGUUACUUGUAUUCAAUUGUAUUUUCCAUCAUUGGGGAUGAUUAUGUAUUAAGUGUAUUGUACACAGAAACUGUGAUUUAAUGGUCUCAAAAGACUAAAGGAAUAUUGCACAAAAUUGAAAAUAAAAUAUUCCCUAA
Hyla sarda is the source of this 2626-nucleotide messenger RNA. RefSeq names its product hes family bHLH transcription factor 5 (gene HES5). Bases 1193 to 1648 code for a protein of 151 amino acids. The transcript is spliced from 3 exons. NCBI's taxonomy places the organism in Eukaryota, Metazoa, Chordata, Amphibia, Anura, Hylidae. The record is from RefSeq and is a predicted model, not a curated record. Gene Ontology annotation, biological process: regulation of neurogenesis; anterior/posterior pattern specification; regulation of transcription by RNA polymerase II. Gene Ontology annotation, molecular function: protein dimerization activity; DNA-binding transcription factor activity, RNA polymerase II-specific; RNA polymerase II cis-regulatory region sequence-specific DNA binding. Gene Ontology annotation, cellular component: nucleus.